Momordica charantia (bitter melon) is the source of this 1574-nucleotide messenger RNA. Its product is annotated as Ribosomal RNA processing Brix domain protein. NCBI's taxonomy places the organism in Eukaryota, Viridiplantae, Streptophyta, Magnoliopsida, Cucurbitales, Cucurbitaceae. Gene Ontology annotation, biological process: maturation of LSU-rRNA from tricistronic rRNA transcript (SSU-rRNA, 5.8S rRNA, LSU-rRNA); ribosomal large subunit assembly. Gene Ontology annotation, molecular function: rRNA binding. Gene Ontology annotation, cellular component: nucleolus. The record is from RefSeq and is a predicted model, not a curated record.
CCCUAGCCCCCUUGUUUCUUUUAUUAUCUCCCUCUCGCAAGCUUUCAGUUUUAGCCGCACGCCCUCCGGCGUUUCUCUUCUCCCUCUCUCGUCCGCUAUUCACCGCCGCCUUUGUCCUCCAUCUCCGGCGAAGCAGCACGCGAGCGGCGGCGACCUGUAAGAACUCACCACGCGCCUUUCCCCAGCGACGGCGGCAACGGACGACGUGAACUCCCCAAGCAGCCGCGGCGGUUCAACCCAGACAGCGGCAAUCUAUUCCCUUAGACGACGUUCGGCAGUGACCUUUCCACACUGAGCCAGCGAAGACCCGAGCCGUUCGGUAAGGACCAAUCGGAAUCAGUUGAUUGAGCUUGGGUGUCUCGCCGCCGUGAAUCAUGUUGAAAGUUAGAACUCCCAAAAAUGGAAAAGUUAAACGAGAGCUGGAGAAACGCGCUCCCAAACUUGUAGAAACGGGGAAGAAGACGCUGAUACUUCAUGGUACAAAAACGAGCAGCGUGCUGAAUGCAGUAUUGACGGAGAUUUAUCACCUGAAGAAAGAAAGCGCUGUCAAGUAUUCUCGUAAGAAUGAUGGAAUUAAACCRUUUGAAAGUGGCGGCGAUGCAUCUUUGGAAUUUUUCUCUCUGAAAACUGAUUGCAGCCUCAUCGUGUAUGGUUCUCACUCAAAGAAGCGACCCGAUAACCUUGUCAUAGGGAGAACCUAUGAUCACCACAUCUAUGACCUUAUCGAGGUUGGGAUUGAAAAUUUCAAGUCAAUGCAUUCCUUCGCAUACGAUAAGAAACUAGCUCCAAAAGUGGGGUCGAAGCCUUUCAUCACCUUCAUUGGUGAAGGAUUUGAGAGCGUAGAAGAGCUGAAGCAUUUAAAGGAAGUGUUGCUUGAUCUAUUUAGAGGAGAGGUUGUAGAGAAUUUAAAUCUUGCCGGAUUGGACCGUGUAUAUGUAUGUACAGCCAUCUCACCAAAUAAAGUAUUUCUCACUCAUUGUGCAUUGCGAUUGAAGAAGUCAGGUACACUAGUCCCAAGAAUGGAACUAGUUGAAGUCGGUCCCUCAAUGGAUAUGGUAGUUCGCCGCCACCGACUUCCUAGUGAUGGCCUAAGAAAGGAAGCCAUGAAAACAGCCAAGGAUCAGGCCAAGAAGAAGGAGAAAAAUGUCAGCGUGGAUGCAAUUCAAGGCAAGAUUGGAAGGAUAUAUAUUCCUGAUCAGAAGGUUGGAGAAAUGGCUAUACCUAACAAAUCGAAAGGAGUGAAGARAGAACGCCGUGAAGCGAAAAUGAAAAAUAGCACUGAUGGGCCAGCACCUAAAAAAUCAAAAGAAGAUUCAGAAUAGUUCCAAUCAGUGUAUUACUAUUUGAUCGAAUUCUUUUCGCUAAGUCGAGUCACUGAGCAGACAAAAGAAAUUUUUAUUUGCUUUUAUACAAUUUUGUUUUUGGUCUUCAACUUGGAUUCUUUUCAUGCUAGUCUACCUUUUAUCAUCUUAACCACUCAGGUUUUUGCAAAGUUUGAUUGUGAACCUCAUUUAUUGGUUGGCUAGGAACUAGCAAAUGGAAUGAUCCUUCAAGAUCAGUUGUGGAAGGAGAUA